Coprinopsis cinerea okayama7#130 is the source of this 1106-nucleotide messenger RNA. RefSeq names its product oxidoreductase. The coding region runs from base 66 to 1106 and encodes 346 amino acids. The record is from RefSeq and is a predicted model, not a curated record. The transcript has 14 exons. Lineage: Eukaryota; Fungi; Basidiomycota; Agaricomycetes; Agaricales; Psathyrellaceae.
GACUCGUAUCUGCAACUCAGUGCCCUAUCAUCUCUGAACCACUGUAUUAUAGCAUUCAACCAACGAUGGCCGAAUACUCAAAACCCAAGAUGACCUACGUGAAGCUGGGUAAUUCUGGCCUCAAGGUGUCCAAGAUCAUCCUCGGAUGCAUGUCUUACGGUUCACCAAAGUGGUCGGAAUGGGUCCUCGAUGAGGAGGAGUCGUUCAAGCAUAUCAAGGCUGCUUGGGAGGCUGGAAUCAACACUUUCGAUACAGCCGACGUCUAUUCCAACGGACUGUCUGAGAUCAUCCUUGGAAAUGCUAUCAAGAAGUUGAACAUACCCAGGGAGGAGAUCGUGGUUCUCAGCAAGGUUUUCUUCACAGUCGCGAAGAAACCCGAAGAGUACUGUUUGUUCGGGGAAGGAGCAGACAACACUGGAUAUGUCAAUCAAUGGGGGCUCAGUCGGAAGCAUAUAUUCGACGGCGUGAAGAACAGCCUGAAGCGACUUCAGCUCGAUUACAUCGACGUCUUGCAAUGUCACCGAUUCGAUUAUGAUACGCCCAUCGAGGAGACGAUGCAAGCCCUUCACGACGUCGUCAAGGCUGGAUAUGUGCGCUACAUUGGGAUGUCUUCGUGUCAUGCCCAUCAAUUCCAAGCCAUGCAAAACUAUGCAAUCAACAACAACCUCACGCCGUUCAUUUCAAUGCAGAACCACUACAACUUGCUUUAUCGCGAAGAGGAGAGGGAGAUGUUCCCCGCUCUGAAGGGCUCCGGCGUUGGAGCUAUCCCGUGGUCUCCUCUCGCUCGUGGACUGCUUACCCGCCCUUUGAACGUCGAAACGCACCGCUCAGGCACGGACCUGUUCAAAGGUUACAAAGUGGAAGGAGGGGGAGAGAAGAUCAUUUCGAGUGUCGAGUCGAUUGCGAAGAAACGCGGUGUCAGCAUGGCGCAGGUGGCGCUUGCUUGGGUUAUGUCCAAGCCAGGGGUCAGUGCUCCCAUUGUUGGCACGACUUCAGUCGACAAAUUGUAUGAUCUUCUCAAGGCCAUCGACUUGAAGUUGACAGAAGACGAGAUCAAGGAAUUGGAAGGUCCUUACGAGGCUCAAGGCAUCUUCGGACACUGGUAA